This is a messenger RNA of Ascochyta rabiei, 360 nucleotides long. Its product is annotated as ubiquitin-like protein atg8. Gene Ontology annotation, biological process: cellular response to nitrogen starvation; macroautophagy. Gene Ontology annotation, cellular component: cytosol; autophagosome; fungal-type vacuole membrane. The transcript is spliced from 3 exons. NCBI's taxonomy places the organism in Eukaryota, Fungi, Ascomycota, Dothideomycetes, Pleosporales, Didymellaceae. The record is from RefSeq and is a predicted model, not a curated record. Bases 1 to 360 code for a protein of 119 amino acids. Gene Ontology annotation, molecular function: phosphatidylethanolamine binding.
AUGCGCUCCAAGUUCAAGGACGAGCACCCGUUCGAGAAGCGCAAGGCCGAGGCUGAGCGCAUUCGCCAGAAGUAUAACGACCGCAUUCCCGUCAUUUGCGAGAAGGUCGAGAAGUCCGAUAUCGCUACCAUCGACAAGAAGAAGUACUUGGUCCCCGCAGACCUCACCGUCGGCCAGUUCGUCUAUGUUAUCCGCAAGCGCAUUAAGCUGUCGCCUGAGAAGGCCAUCUUCAUCUUCGUCGACGAGGUCCUGCCACCCACAGCCGCUCUUAUGAGCUCGAUAUACGAGGAGCACAAGGACGAGGACGGCUUCCUCUACAUCACCUACUCGGGCGAGAACACGUUCGGUGAGGCGAUCUAA